Entrophospora candida is the source of this 4134-nucleotide messenger RNA. Lineage: Eukaryota; Fungi; Glomeromycota; Glomeromycetes; Entrophosporales; Entrophosporaceae. The record is from the annotation of a GenBank genome assembly.
AUGUCCACUUCUGCAACAACAAAUGUUUCCUACACUCUUCCUGCAUAUGAUAUAGUAAAAGAUUGGGAUACAAGUACUCUUAUUGGUUUUUUACGUGAGAAAAUAAAGAAUUAUGAUCAAUACAUAGAUAUCCUUGAGAAAGUUCUUACUAAUUAUCCGUUCAAUCUGCCAUAUGGUGUAGCAGUGAAAAUCGCAGAAUGGGUUAAAAGACUUGAUAAAGAGCAAGAACUAACUGAAGAAAUUCCUGGCGUGCUUAUUAAAUUUCUUCAGAAUGCUUCCAGUAUAACAGAAGAAAACAAUGUCAUUAGUCUAGCGCAAGAAUCUUUUUUUCUCAGCAGGCGACUAAAACUUUAUAUCCGACCCUGCUGGCAUCAACUUCUUCAACUUGUGUUAAAUUGUGGGAGACCUCGUGUCUAUAUUGGUGGGACUCCUGGUUGUAGCAAAACAUGCUUUGGAGACUUUCUUAUUACUGAAUUGAUCAAGAGAAACUAUACAGUUGUCAUUCAAACUGUUCGUAAACCAAAUCUCCUAUACAUUUGUCAAAAUGGAAGAGCUAUCUCAUGUGAUGUUGGUAAAUCUUCAAUCGAAGCAUUAGAAAAUUUGAACAAUUGGUACAUCUGUGAUGGAGUAAAACCAUGUUAUGCAAAUGCGAGAUCGGUUCUAAUUUCUUCCCCUUGGGAAGACAUCAGAAAAGAAUUUAUGAAAUGGGAUGAUGACCCAAGGAAAGAUUUGCCAAGCUUACCUGAAUGCUUCUAUAUGCCAACAUGGUCAUUUGCUGAAUUAAUGGAUUGUCGUGAACGAUGCUAUCCAAAUCUAAGUAUAAACAGUCUUCGUUCAUUAUUUACAAAGUGGGGAGGUGUUCCUCGAUUUGUCUUUGCAGAAGAUCAGUCAGAUUAUGAGCUCAAUAUGGCAAUUUCUCAAACUAAUUGGAAGUUGGUCAAAGAAUAUGUUGGCAAAAUUGAUUGCCCUUCGGAAAUUGCCCACAAGGUUGUGCACUUUUCUGUCUCAGAUGAUUUAAAACAAUAUCAUGUCAUUUUUGCUUCACUUGAGAGUAGUGAAGAACCUGAAGAAGAAACUACAUUGAAUUUGGACCCUUCUAAUGGAUUAGAGAUUUUUUAUGAUACCAAGGAGCUAACCAAACAAAAAAUAUACUAUGUUCCAUAUGCCAAAAAUUUUGCGGCUAUCGAUUCAAUUCAAUUAUUCGAUAAUGGUCCUGAUCAUUUGUACCAGUCCACUGUAUCUGAACAUCACAACGUAAAGAACUCUGUGCGCUCUGCUAUCCGCUCCAGUAAACAAAUUCAUUUCUAUUUUGUUGUACCAAAGGAGGUCUUUCCACGUUUCAAGUAUAAUCAGAAUUUUCUUAAUGAAAAUGGUACACCAUAUUGCAACCAACCUGGAUGGUUGUGCAAAAUUACACAAUUUGUCUUAGAGAUAGAUUGGGAUGCAUACAUUGCUUUGGCACAACGAUCAAAACAAUUAUAUCGUUUACGUAUAAGAAUUUUGUUUGAAGAAGCCGAGGAUCGUUUUUUGUUUCAUGGAGCAGGUGACAUGAACCUGACGGAAUUUAAAAUGCAAGUGAUCGAAUAUUGCUUGCGAAGAAAUGAAGGAGUUACAAGAGAUAUGAUGGAUGAUGUCAUAUUAGUUACCGAGGAUGGUAACGAGGUUACAAGAUUUGCCAAUGAAACAAGUUGGCUUAAGUUGAAGGAUUCAUUUAGGAAUAAUGAACCUAUUGUAUUUGUAACGAAACAAUCAAAUAGUAUUUUAUAUACAUAUGAUAAAGAUCUAUAUCAAGACAGUCCGUUUUCAGAAUUAAACGUACAUGGAAAACGAACACAUGACAAUGUUGAUGACGAUUGUACACCACAAUACUAUAUAAGAAACAAAAAAUUUAGAUCAUCACAAAUUUUCAAAUCAUUUGCUAGCAAAGAAGCAAGCUCUUCAACUAAAGCAAUACUUGUCAACACCAAGAAAAGACGUGGAAAAUCAUCCAUGAAAGAUAACUUGAAUACUGUUAAAGAAUUAGAAGCAAUAUUCCAAAAAAUAUUAAAUAUAUUAAAGGAAGAGUUGAAAAAUCCAUUUCACUUUUAUGAAAUAGACAUGAGCUUGUUUAAACAAUUGAUAAAUAACAUAAAUAACAUUAAAAAUGUUUCAAGUGAAUUACAAGAUUUUCAAGAAAUCAAUAAAUCUUCCAUUGAAGUUUUAAGUUACUUAAUAAUGAUAGCAAUUGAUAAUAAAGGCUCAUUAAAACAUUACAAUGGAUACGAUAAUGGGAAAGUAGAAGAUAAUGAUGAAUGUGAAAAACUUUUGAUCGAGGCAUUGUCACAAAUCGAUAAUUCUAUUCAACAAGAUGACGGAGUUAGGGUUAUCUUGGGUAAAAGUUACUUGAAACUUUUUAUUGAAAUUUUAUUAAAUUUGUCGUUGUCUAUCGAUGUUAGGAAAGCGACGGGUAAUGUUAUUAAUGACUUGUUAACGGGAUGUAAAGAAAAUAAAAAACUUCUAAAUCAAGAAAAUUUCUUUGAUAUUCCAAAACUAGCAUCUUCGAUGAUUUUUGCAUCAGUUUCUGAAGACAGAUUGACAUUUGCGGCCAAAGUAUUUGUAAACUACAACAAACUGAUUAAUAAAUUCUUGAAUAUAAAGGCGAAUGAUUUUGAAGAAGAUACACGUAAAUUCUUGAAUGAAGUAAAUUCUUCUAAUGAUGGAGUUACUAGAACACCUAAAACAUUUAAAGUAUCAAAUAUUAAAUAUAAUAGCACAAAACUUUUAUGUCCCGAAGGAAAAAAUUAUUUUUAUGUGGAUUUUAAUAAAUGGUCAAUUUCUUUAAAUAUCAAAUCAUUAGAGUUCAAUGAAUCCGUCGAAAAUGAAACCAUUGAUAUUAAAUUUUCAAAGAUUUCAUCAUGGACUUUUGAAAAAAAUUUAAAAGAAUCAAUUCUGAUUUUAUGUCUUAAUGAACCUUUAAAAUUGGGCAAACGUGUUUCUUCGAAUUCAUUAAAAAACAAAUCACCAUCAAUCUACAUAACUUUUAAAGAUGAUUAUAAAAUCACCACCACAGAUGAUGAAUUGGAUUUAAAAUAUAUAUUAUCAAUCAUUUUUUUAAAUCAUAGAAUACCUGAAAAUAUAAAUGAUGCCACAAGUGAAUCAAAUUAUGGAAAAAGUUUAGUCGAAAAGAUUGAAAGAAGAUUCGAUAACAGAACUAAUACAAUUGAUAAUAAUAAUCGUCGAUGUACUUUUCCACCUCCAUGGAAACAGCGAGCCAAACCUUUAAAUUUAUCAGCUUCUAAACAAAAACAAGCUGUUGAUUUAAUAGCAUCAAAUUUCAUAGAUAAUAGCAGUAUGAAUGUCGUUUCUAAUAAUGGUAAUGGCAUGAUUGGAAUUAAUACUGAUAUUAUUGUUGUUGAUGACGAUGAACCACCAAAAAUUACAAGAAAAAAUUCAUCUUUUUUAAAACGUUUAAAAGAAGCAUCGAAAGAAUCUUCUGCAACAUACCAAUCAUACCAAUCAUAUCAUCAUAUCGACAACAAAUUUAUCAAUAAAACCGAUAUUAAUCGCAUGAGCAAUAAUAAUGUUAAUAGUAAUAUUAACAAGAGAAAAAUACAAAAUUAUAUUGAUGAAGAUAUCGAAGAUUCCAUUUUCAAUAAAAGAGAAGAAACUUAUUCUGAUAAGAAAAAAUCGUUGGGGAAAUUUUCAAGCUUUAAUAGUAGGAAAGCAAGUUCAUCAAAGAUCAAAGAUGCAAAUGCCGAUUUUUGGAACCCAAGAAAUGAACCAUCAAAUUACUUACAACAACAACAACCAAACGAAUACUGUUAUACUUGUACUCAAACAGAAGAAAGUUUAGAUGAAGAAAUAAGAACAUUAUUACUAGCUAUUGGCGAUACAUUCUUUAAAAAAUUUCGAAGAGAAGAUAACUCUAUAUUUAAAGCUUCACAAGAGGCGAUAAAGAAAAGUGAAGAUGAAUUUGAACAAUCAAUUCAAAAGCAAUUUCAACGAAAACGAGAUCUCUUUGAAUAUUAUAUAAAAACCUACAAAUCGAUCAGCGAAGAAACCCAAAAGUUUAUAGACGAAUUAAAAAAUGAUAAAAGUACGGAAGAAAUGGAUCAAACUAUAAUUGAAAUGGAGCAGAUUGAAGCUGAUGAUUAA